Molecule: messenger RNA, 1069 nt
Organism: Episyrphus balteatus (marmalade hoverfly)
Lineage: Eukaryota; Metazoa; Arthropoda; Insecta; Diptera; Syrphidae
Product: abasic site processing protein HMCES
Exons: 5
Coding region: 14-1030 (338 amino acids)
Biological process (GO): DNA damage response
Molecular function (GO): single-stranded DNA binding
Source: RefSeq, a predicted model, not a curated record
AAUACUAAAUACGAUGUGUGGCCGAACAUGUUUAACACUUGAUCCUGAUUGUAUUGUGCAUGCAUGUAAAUACACCGCCUCGAAUUCAAAUAGCAGCAAUGACGAAGAUAAGCUAUUCCGAGAACCCGAAUGGCGAUCUGAGUUUAACUGUGGCAAGAAAUUCCAACCUAGCCAUAAUAUUGCCCCGACAGAUAUGACCCCAGUCAUUGUGUCGGGAGAACACUUCCGAAGCACUGAUGAAGGCGAUUGUCCGGAAAGAGUCAUUGUCCCCAUGAUGUGGGGAAUGAUACCCUUCUGGCAUAAGGGAGACUAUCGCAAACACGGUUUGACAACAAACAACUGCCGGCUAGAACAUAUGCUUGAAUCGAAGUUGUAUCGCGGACCCUUUCAAAAAGGACAGCGUUGUGUGAUUUUAUGUGAAGGUUUCUACGAAUGGCAGACCACCAAAACAGCUAAACCGUCAAUGAGAGAAGCCUACUACCUCUACAUGCCCCAAGUCGAUGGGAUUAAGAUAUACGACAAUAAAACUUGGUCAAGUGACAAUGUGAAUCUCAUGAAAUUGGCUGGACUUUUUGAUAUUUGGGAAGAUGAAAAUGGAGAUAAAAUAUUCAGCUAUUCCGUUAUUACAUUUGAAUCAACGAAAUUGAUGUCUUGGUUGCAUCAUAGAAUGCCUGCUAUUCUAGAGACCGAAGAACAAGUUAAUGAUUGGCUUAACUUCAAAGAAACAUCUGAGAAACAAGCCUUGGCUGCCUUAAGGCCCGCUACAAAACUAGAAUGGCAUCAAGUUUCAAACUUGGUAAACAACUCAAGAAACAAGUCAGAAAAUUGCAAUAAACCAAUUGAUUUGUGUCCAAAAAAAGAAAUCCCUACUAAUAACUUAACCAAGUGGUUGGUGCGGAGAAAACGUGAAGAGGAAAUUAAAGCAGAAAUUGAAAAAGAUACGGAAACUGAAGAGCAUGAAACACCCUCUAAACGUAUGAGAAUAAAACGAAAAGUAAGCGACGAUGAAUCUAGUUGUGUUGAAAAAUAAUUAAAAAUCCAUUAAAAAAAAAAAAAAAAAACAAUAAAA